Dunckerocampus dactyliophorus (ringed pipefish) is the source of this 9277-nucleotide messenger RNA. Its product is annotated as zinc finger protein Gfi-1b-like. Gene Ontology annotation, molecular function: DNA-binding transcription factor activity; RNA polymerase II cis-regulatory region sequence-specific DNA binding. Gene Ontology annotation, biological process: regulation of transcription by RNA polymerase II. The coding region runs from base 1996 to 2814 and encodes 272 amino acids. The record is from RefSeq and is a predicted model, not a curated record. NCBI's taxonomy places the organism in Eukaryota, Metazoa, Chordata, Actinopteri, Syngnathiformes, Syngnathidae. The transcript is spliced from 5 exons.
ACUUGAGCUGUCUGUAAUAAUGGGUUGGACCAGCCAGGACACCAUGUUGUUGCCCCAGUGUCCGUGCUAAUGUUACUGUUCAACGCUCUGCAGUGUUUAUACAAGCGUGUUUUGCCACACGUUAAUAUUAUCGAAGCUGUUUUUUCACUGUCGUGUUAUUGUUGAAUGCCCUAGCUCUCAAGUCAGCAACUCUUGAAAGAUUUCAGCAACCUUCAUGAGACUUCAGCUUUGUGAGCAUCUAAAGCAGGGGUUGCCAACACGUCGACUGAAAUAUUAGAAAAAAUAAAUGGAUUAUCACAUCAGUGCCUUCCCCUGCUGGAGAGUGACCAACAGGCAUGCGUUUUGACCACUAAACACGCCCAUAAGCCUCGCCACUCUCCAGCACGCAAGCCCCAGCCAGGAGACCAGUCCCCAAAACCUGUCCGGAGGUACCAGUGCACACCGCACAGCUCGCCUCGCCCCGCAAGUGUUGAGCAAGCGGUGUGCAGAGAGAGCGAGAGAGAGAGCCCAGCAAUGUUUCUGCACACAGUAAUUAUUGCACGUUCAUAUGGUUCAAAAUCUGCCUUCGAUACCUCAAAAUGAAGGCACACAUACAACUCCAUAGACGUGCACCUCCAAAAAAAACCCUGGCGCUGCGGCGACUCGGAUCGUGAGGGCUGACCGUUGUAACGCGUUGACCAGCUCCUCUCUCCUCAGUCACCAUCGCUCGCCCAAGACACUAAGCCAAAUAGGGUUGUGGUUCAUAGAGCCGUCGUCACAAGCCCAACCCCGACGAAGAUCCACAAAAGUAGGGGCGUCUAAAGUGCGAAGUGCAGCCCAGGGGCCAUCCGCAGCAAGUGGCUCAUUUGCCAUUUUGUCCCUUCAGAAACUAAAUAAAAUUAAAACGGCAAACAUGGUAAAAAUAGAGCAGAAGGCGGAAAUGUUGACACCAACAACCAAUGAUAACAAAGAUUUGUCUCUAAAGACAAAGCUUUGAGUAUGUAUCACUUCUUUCUUUUUUGACGUAUGAUAUUGUCUACUAUGUGUACACAGUGGUUUCUCAGUGUGGAACUGACCACAUUUCUGCUCUGACGGGAAUCUGCACAGUUUGGGUUUAUGUGAGGAAGCGGUGUGGUUGUCGGCUGACAUAUAAAAACGCUUCCUUCUCUGAGAACAUUCAGAGGGCUCAACAAGCCUCCUCCUCAUUCAUCUUCAUGCAGAGUUAUGAGUGUGCUUUGUGUGUGACCUACUGUAUUUCGGUGAGUUUUACAGUAUUACCUAUGUCCAGCACAGCAUUCAAUUUGCAUUGCAGGAUAUUUUAAAAUAGUAAUGAUUCACAUUUUUUUUUAUUAUAUGCCAGGCUUUUUAACCCUAUGGAAUUGGUUUAUAAUAUUGACUCCUUUAAUGGUUUUUGUUAUUAUGGUCUUUGAUUGUUGCAAAAAAGUGAAAUGUAGAUAUGGGAUCGCUUGGGUUGCUUUUAUUUACCAUUAUUAAAAAAUAAAAUAAAUAAUUAUUCAGAAAAAUUAUGAAUGAUGGACUGCAAAAAAAUACAGAUAAUGAUUAUGUUUGAUGUAUUUUUUUUCUGCUCUGUUGGCAGAUUAUUUUUUUACGACUUAAAAAACAAAUUAAGGGAAAAAAAAAGUCCAAAAUACUUAUGGUAUAUUUUCCACUUUUUGUCUCUCCAAAUUAAAUGUGGUGUGUGUGCAUUUAAUCCUAAAAUCACAACACAGCAGUGUGAAUGCGCAGAAAUUAAGCAAUUCAGCCACUGUUGUUACACUGUAAGUAGUAUGCACAAACAUGGGCUACAAAUGUGAAUUCCAUGUUAGUACAACAGGCUGUCAAAAUGCAUUUUCCUGCCAUCCUCUGGUCAAGCACUGUGUGAUCAUAUUAACUUAGUGUUCUCAAAGGGUCUGCAGUCUGUCAGAAACUAAUCUAACAAAAGAAAACCAUACAUGUUGUAAUGACAUGUACGAUUAAGACCUAGAUACUGGAAUAUGUCUUUUUUUGUUGUUCUAGAUGAAUGUUAUGCAGGUUUUCUUUCCCUCCAGCAUGAUGCCUCGUUCUUUCUUGGUAAAACGAGGAGGCUUACAGACUCUUCAGUCAGAACAGAGUACUGGGAUGAUUGCAGCUGAAAAAGAGAAGGGGCCCUGGUGCGUAUCCCUGGGGGAUGCCCCAACAGACACGCAGGAUAUUGGCACAGUCAUCGUCGAAUCGCUGCAGAAGUUUCCUGGUGUUCCGAAUACCACUGUAUGGUCCAGACCUCAUGUGAGUUCAGAAAGGCAAGUCUCGUCAGGACUGGAAGUCUUGCAUCAGUGCUUCAAGGUCCAGAAGCACUGUGACGAUUCCAAGAACACUUCUACCAGGCAGGAGUGUCCUCUCUGUGGGAAAAUAUUUACACAUGUGUCCAGUUUCAAGAGACACAUAUACAAGUGCCAUGGAAUCAGGGCCCCAGCACAGAUGCUGCCCUACACAACAGAUAGUGACUCAUGCAGUGUCAAGGAAAGGGCGUAUGGCUGCACAGUGUGUGGGAAAACAUUCAAGCGCUCAUCCACCCUAUCCACUCAUCUGCUUAUCCAUUCUGACACUCGGCCCUAUGCAUGCCAGUAUUGCAACAAACGAUUCCACCAGAAGUCUGACAUGAAGAAACACACCUUUAUACACACUGGCGAAAAGCCCCAUGUGUGUCACGUAUGCGGGAAAGGCUUCAGUCAGAGCUCCAACCUCAUCACCCACAGCCGCAAGCAUACAGGCAGCUGGCCGCACCGCUGCCCUCGCUGCCUCUACAGCUUUCAGGACCGAGUGGAUCUGUGGCAGCACCAGUGUGCCCACCACUAACACAUACACAGGCAUCUUAUUCCGAGACUACGGAGACCUACAGCAGCUGACUAUAUUUCCUUUCAGACAUACUGUAUAGUAUAGUAGAGUUGCUGUGCUUUGAAGCAACUGAGCCAUAAUGCAUAGCAAAUAUUGACAGCCACCAGGAGAGCUCACACAAUUGUUGUAUAAAUAAUUGUAAUUGUUUACAGCAGAAAGAAAUUUAGAAAGAAAAAUGAUUAUUCGUUUGGUACCUCUCAUUACCACUUUCAACCACAAAAUGCCCGUGUUUAAAAACAGUACUCUGCAAGAGGCUACCACUAAUUUUUCACAGCAAUCAUCAAUUUGACACAGUAAAACAGUAAAUAGAAGUACAGACACAAUAGCGGAUAUAAACUAAAAUACCAAGCCAAUUUCCACCUAACUUUGUAGAGCAGUGGCUCGUGGACCAAGCAAGAAUCCGUCACAUUUUGGUGAGGAUCUGGAUAAAAUGGCUGUUACAGGGAUUUAUUAUUACAGUUUGAGCCACUAUGGCAUGAAAGAUAUGGUUCCCCCCCCAUUUUGAAAUAUUUUCAAACUUUGCAUGCAUGACCUAAGCAUGAUGCUUUUAACCGUUGAGCUUCUUUACACAAAUUGAAACAAAAAUAAAAAUGAUAAAAGUUAAAAUAAUGACAGCAGUUGCAGUUGCUAGUACUUUUUUUUUUGCUGCUAGUACUAAUAAUUUAUGUUAACGUGUAAUUAUGCAAAGGCACAUGUAAAAUAGAUUGCAGUAGAUUAGUUUAUGUUUACGCUAAAAUAACUACAAUUCCCAUGAUGCUUAGAGGGCCGUACCAAGAAGCAGUGAAAUAGACGCUAUCAUGUGUUUUGAUAAAAAUCUUGUGCACCGAUCAUGUUUUCAUCCGACAAAUCUUAAGUUUGAUCAAAUGUUGACUUACUACAACUUCUGCUUGGACAUUAACACUGUGACAGCUGUUGAACUGAAUGAAAAAAAAAGCCACACGUCGAGAGCGAGUGACGCUGGAAACACGGAGGUAGGUUGGAUUGCAAGGAUUACAUAAAGCACGUAAUGUGCAGUUCCAAUCCUGCCUCGUGCACCUCCAAUUCUAUAUUGCGUGUAUUAUCAUUCACAGUAGCGAUGCCAUAGCUCACAGUCUAAUAGAGUUCUAGCUGCCCUGUUCUCAGGAGACAGAUUGUCUGUAAACAAGAAGUAUUGCCACGUUUGGAUCUCGCGACAUAUACAGAUUUUUCUUUUAGGCCUAAAGACUUUUGCACUGUCCUGUUUAUUGAACAAUACACCUUGUGGAACCAGACUUGUGGAACAUGAAUGGGGUGAGGUUCCACAUAGGGUUUACAUCCUGUCAAUUCUGUACCUUUUUGGAGUGGUAGAUUUCAUCACCUGUGGCGUUAAUAUUUCUCAACAAGCACGAGGAAGCUGGAGUCCAUUUGUUUUUUUUCCCUGAAUUGGUGUGUGCUUUAGCCAUUUCUGUUCUACCCUCUUUUUUUUUUCUUUUGUCUAAUUGCUAAGAUAUUUCAAGUAAAAUUAAUUCUUGAGACCAUUUUAUUGUAGAAAGCUACAUUAAUAUCGAUAUUUAAAUUGCAUUGUUUAUUAUUGUUAUGACUGUCUUAAGUAUUUAAUAAUUGAAUCCGUAUUCUUAAAAAUACAAUUGACUAAUCAUUUUCCCCACUUUUCGCUCAGACAUUUUUACUUUACUCUACACAAGUGGUUCCCAAACUUUUUACAGUCGUGUACCCUUUCAGACAUAUGAUUUAAAGCCAUGUACCCCUGUUCCUGUACACUUAAAAAAACAUAAACCGUUUUAUCUUAAUUAACUUGAAAUAUUCACCAUAAUUAAUUGGUUAAUUAAUUUUAUAGUACUGUACUUCCUGGUCAAAACAUUCAAUUUUGCAUGGUCACAUUUUGAAAGUUUCACAUGAGCACUAGUAAAUAGAUAAGUAAUCAUCCUACAUAUCUUCUAUUCCUUCAAUAUGAAUGGGUUGAAUUUGAACAUCACUUUUUUUGUCCAGUCACGAUGGCUAUGGUUUAAGUCUGAAUAUUAAUUUAAGACCAAAUUGAAGGGGACAGUUUAACAAUCACAAUCCAAAGUAUAAAAAUACAUACAACUAACGACAAAGCCUCAUUUUCGGCGGAAUUCCCACUCACAAUGACAGGUUUUCACCACUGCACUAUGCGGAGAUUGGAACACCAAUAUAAAGGAAAUCUUAAACACUCAUAAUACACAAAAUAAUUAUCAAACUUGCUUAUUUGUUCAUAUGAUGCACACACAGCAAUGAACAACUUCAUGCUCUGUCUCUUUUCUGCCCCAUUCUCCUUGCGGCGUGAGGCGUUCAGGCACACUCAUGAUUGUAAAGUAUAAGCGCUAAUUGUUUUUCAUUUUUAUUCACGUACCCCCGUGACAAUUGGUUUACCCCUGGGGGUACGCAUACCCCACUUUGGGAACCUAGGCUUUUCACAUUAGUUUUGAAAAAGACAUUGGGAUAUUUGAUCAGUCGGGGUGCGUUCUACCUUAGUCCUGUAAGUCUCAACACCUGUGAUAGGCUCUAGCUUCCUCAUGAAAAGGAUAAGCAGUAUAUAAAAUGUUUAGAGAGCUGGAUAGACAUUAUUUUCGGACUUUUACAGCCAAUAAAACCAAUGAAAAUGAAAUGUAUUUUCAUCAUAUUCAACCAGGACACGUGUUGGUUUUACUUUGCGUGAUGUUUAUUGAGUGUUGAGGAGGGCUUUCUUCAUUGCCUUGUUGUCGCUCCUAAAAGACUCUGUUGGUUUUGUACCACUGAGCCCUGGCCACGACAUCGCUGGAAUAGUCAUCACCACUGGUGCCCCUAUCCAUUCCACCCAAGGUUUGCACAUUUUUGGUGCCAAAGUUGUAGGAGGCUAUCCCACCUGUGAGGGUUAAAAUGCAAAUGAGUAAAAAGAUGUGUUGUUGAUAUACUGUAUGUCUGUGCUGUCAAUUGACAAACAAACCUUUGAGUUGUUGUUCUGCAGUCCAGUUAGGAAACUUUUUUUUAAUUUCAUUUAUGAAACCAAUCAAGAUCUUCGUGCCUUGAUGGAGGUGUUCCACGCUGUUCCAUGCACCUUGUAGCGUGUGAUACCUCUUAUCAACCUGGGAAGAUUAGAAGGUAAUAAGAUGAUAAGCAAAAUCUUAUUAAUCCCAGAGAAAUUCUGACCGAAGAGUUCAUGUUUUUAUCCGCUUUUGUUUUCUAUUUGGUUGCUGUUUAUUUACUCAACUGUGGAGAGUAUCAGGUGUUUGAAGGAGUCGUGUUCCAUUCAUUGGUUGACAGAGAACUGGCGCUUGUGUGUUACAAUGACAAUGUAAUGUGUUACAAAUCGGGUGUAGUGUACCCUGUGUACGCCUUGUUGCUCCGAUCCAUGCUCAAGUUUGAUAACCUUCCCCUCCUCUGGCAUGAUUGGAAGAGGUGGUGGGUUAGGGCUCAUGUAUGCGGACAUACGCUCACGUAACGUAAACGCGUCAUAGGGUAAUGUAAUGAUUUUACCAGUUUUUUAAUGACAGUGCUUUAUCAUAACCACUACCUUUCUCAGUAGAAGACUAUGGUUUUUAUUAUUUAUUUAUUUUAAAUUAACGCCAUCACUCCUCUUGCAAGUUAUAAAUGACAGCUGCCACCUUGCAUAAACUGAAUUAAGUCAAAAAAUGUGUCAGGAAGAGAAAAAAAACAGAAGUCACACUGUAGAUUUUUUUUUCUCGCAAAAUUCAAGACUAAGAACAGACAUUUAAUCUGGAAAGGCAAGCUAUUCAGCUACAUAAUAGCAUACAGAAAAACAGGCUGAAUAGGUGUGAACGUGACACAUUAACAGUUACAGUCCAGCUACGCCAUACCAUAAAGAACAUACCUGGAAGGCUGAAAAAGUUAAAUUAACAUAAGCCAACCAGUCCAACAAGCAAAUUAGCAGUAAGGAGGUUCACCAAGCUCCCACUCUCAUUACAUUUCACUGAAUACAUUCAUUAAUUUUCUAUGCUGCUUGUCCUCACUUAUUAUUUAACUGUAGUCUGUGCACAGGUAAGAAGGACUGGAAUAAAUUUGGAUUUGAUCAACUGUAUCUGUUGAUUUGUCCUAAUCAAAUAUAAUGACAUUACUACUACCACAUCACUACUAACAGGAGAGCCAGAAUAUAGAACGGAGGGAGCCACCUGCUGUGCACCAUAUUCGGACACACGCUCCAAGCAGUCGGUGUGCUGCUACAGAGGUCAGGAGAACCAGAGUAUGGAGCGGUAGGAGCCACCUGGCACGGCCCAGCAUGGUGCGCUGUAUCCACGCACACGCUCCAAGCAGCCGGUGUGACGCCAUGGAGGUCUCUGGCAAACCUUUUGCACUUUUCAAAUGCUGAGGCACAACAAGCUGUAGGCGUCGUAGCGAUGCUAGCAUUUCAGGUGGCUGAUAAGGUUUUUGGUGUGCUCGAUGGGGUUCCCUUUAUUGCGGAGCAUUUAGUUAACCAGCAUGCGAAAUGUAUUCCUCAGGGGACGUUAUGACAGGCCGUUAAUGUCACACUCGCACACCUGAUGUGCUCAACCGCACAGUAAUCUUGCCUUAUUGGAGCGUUUUUGGUUGGUUUUUUUUUUUUGGUAAUCAGAGCUAUUUUUUACGUUAUCGGAUUUAUCGGUAUGACGUCAUAAUUCCCUCAUAUCGGCCCUAUAAUUAGGAUAAUUAUCGUGCACCCCUAUACACUGGCCUCCAAACGUUUAUCUUGCCAACAGUCAAGCAUGGUCUGGGGCUGCAUGAGUGCUGCUGGCAUUGGGGAGCUGCGGUUCAUAAAGGGUCUUUAGCCCCCUACUCCUUACAGAUUGAUCCGCUGUUACUACCUUAUUGUAUUCAUAAGACAUAUACCAACCUGCAUGAGGCCCCAGGCAUUACCAUUGUCUCCCCAGCCAUCCGUCAGUGCAUUCCCAGCCCGGGAUUCUCUGGAGAUGAUGCCAGCAAUAAUAGCAGGAUCAAGUCCCGUUUCCUCUCCCACUUUGGUGAUGUUGAUCUUGUAAUUGUUCAUUUUGGACAGAUCUGUUUGUGCCAUGGCAUGAGAUGCUGCCACACCUUCAAAGAAACACAACACUGAGGUACAUGGCAGUGAUGACACAAGUGCAUCCACAGUCCUCAGCUGGCAAGUGGACACUAUUACCCGUGAAACUCAGCUGGUCCUGUCCAGAUGUUUUCUUCCCUGCACCUGUUGUUUCAACCUUCAUGAUGUCCCCGUAAUCUUAACAACAAAAAAAUCAAAUUAAAUGUCUUCAUUAGACUAUUUGUUAUCAAAUGGGAUGCAGCCUCACUCAGCAGCUCACAGCUUGAACAUUUAGGACAACCUUCACCAUAAGAAAGAAGCUCUCACCCAUUGUCCUUAGUCUUCUUGUACGUGGUUCUCUCCACCUGGAGCAGGAAACAACCAGCUCGGUUAUUAUCGUUUAAACACAGUCAUUAAAAAAAACUCCUAAGAAGAAGUUGUGAAGAACAAAAACUCAACAUGCAGAUUAAAUUCACAUGUCAGUUGAAAGUGGGAAGAAGUUUUAUUUAGUCCCCACCCCUGAAUAAAUAACUUCCCCCUCCUCAGCAUAAGGCUCAACAAUAGUUUUUCCUAUUUCAAUGUAUUGGAUGAAUUAAUACCAGAGUUUCACAACAUGUACAUCUAUUUAAAAAUAUUUAGAACAAUAAAAAUGUUGCUAAAAUGCAAAUAUGUGUUUGUAUAGUAAAAGUAUUUUUCAGUCAAACCUGUCAAUAGUAUAUUGAUUGGUCUGGUACAGGAAAUGUAUCCUAAUAUAGUCCCUUAUAUGAACCACUACUGUAUGUACAUGUACUAAUGUACACUAUGUACUACAAGUAUUCAUUAUUGUAGAUAUGAAAUUGUUCCAAACAAAGUCAUUGGUAUUGUACAUAUUUUUAAAGCAAACGUUAACAAAUAAAUAAUGAAAUACUAUUUAAAUGAAUGCCAUUCUGCGCUGAGCCAGCAGAUGGCCUAUUGUAUCUACUGUGGAUAGAUAGACGGAUACAUCCACUCACUUGUGCUUGGUUCUGUCUCGUCAGUGUUCAGCGUGUCUUGCAGACAGUCAGCCUCCUGCAGUCUUCUCCCAGCUCUGUUUCCGCUUUUAUAUUGUACGUUCACUCACCCCUAUUCUCUGACUUGUCCAUCCAGUUCACCAAGGGGAUUUCCCAGAGCUUUCUUUCUUGUUUGUUUCUUUCUUACGCUAGGGCAGCGAUCUUACUUUUACUUUUCUUUUUUCUCGUCACGACUGGCGAGCAGUGUACCGGGCACUUCUCACUGUUUGACAUAUUGUAAUAUAUCCUUACCCUCAUGUCAUUCAUUCAGGUUUUCCUCAUGGAAUUAUGAUUUUAUUGUGAAAAAGUGCAUGAAAAUAUAUAUUGAAAUCAUGUUUGUUAUUUUUUGCUUUUAAAAAUUUAUUUUCUUGAAUUUUAAGCAUACAAUCGUCCCUCGCUCCGUCGCAGUUCAAACAUCACUCCCUCACUCUAU